This is a messenger RNA of Nannospalax galili (Upper Galilee mountains blind mole rat), 2034 nucleotides long. RefSeq names its product milk fat globule-EGF factor 8 protein (gene Mfge8). NCBI's taxonomy places the organism in Eukaryota, Metazoa, Chordata, Mammalia, Rodentia, Spalacidae. The coding region runs from base 93 to 1379 and encodes 428 amino acids. The record is from RefSeq and is a predicted model, not a curated record. The transcript is spliced from 9 exons.
GCGGCGCUGCCUGAUUUAUUCCGGUCCCAGCAAAGAGAGAACCCGCGGGUCCCGGCUUCGCAGCGUGUGGAGCGGCGCCCUUGUCCCGCAGCAUGCAGGUUCCCCGCGCGCUAGCCGCGCUGUGCGGCGCGCUGCUCUGCGCCUCCGGCCUCUUCGCCGCGUCCGGUGACUUCUGUGACUCCAGCCUGUGCCUGAAUGGUGGGACCUGCCUGAUGGGUCAGGACAGCGACUCCUACUGCCUCUGUCCUGAGGGCUUUACUGGCCUUGUGUGCAACGAGACUGAGAGAGGUCCCUGUUUCCCAAACCCUUGCCACCACAAUGCCGAAUGCCAGGUGAUUGAGGACAUACACCGAGGGGAUGUUUUCACCCAGUACAUCUGCCAAUGCCCUCUGGGCUACUCAGGCAUCCACUGUGAGACUGGCUGUUCCACAAAGCUGGGCAUGGAAGGGGGUGCGAUUGCUGACUCACAGAUCUCCGCCUCAUCUGUGUAUAUGGGCUUCAUGGGUAUUCAGCGCUGGGGCCCAGAGCUGGCCCGCCUGUACCUCACAGGCAUUGUUAAUGCAUGGACUGCCAGUAACUAUGACAGCAAGCCCUGGAUCCAGGUGAACCUCCUGCGGAAGAUGCGGGUGUCAGGUGUGAUGACACAGGGUGCCAGCCGUGCAGGGAGGGCGGAGUACGUGAGGACCUUCAAGGUGGCCUACAGCCUCGAUGGACGCAGGUUCCAGUUUAUCCAGGAUGAAAAUGGAUCUGGAGACAAGGAGUUUGUGGGUAACCUGGACAACAACGGCCUGAAGGUCAACAUGUUCAGCCCCCCUCUGGAGACACAGUAUGUGAGACUGUACCCUGUUUUGUGCCACCGUGGCUGUACCCUCCGCUUUGAGCUCGUUGGCUGUGAAUUGAAUGCAGGAUGUUCUGAACCCUUGGGCUUGAAGAACAACACGAUUCCUGACAGGCAGAUCACAGCCUCCAGCAGCUACAAGACCUGGAACUUGCCUGUGUUCGGCUGGUACCCCCACUAUGGGCGGUUGGACAGGCAGGGCAAGAUCAAUGCCUGGACCGCCCAGAGCAACAGUGCCAAGGAGUGGCUGCAGGUUGACCUGGGGACUCAAAAGCAAGUGACAGGCAUCAUCACUCAGGGGGCCCGAGACUUUGGCCACAUCCAGUAUGUGGCUUCCUACCAGGUGGCCUACAGUGAUGACGGUGUGCAGUGGACCGUGUAUGAAGAACAGGGGGCCAGCAAGGUCUUCAGUGGCAACUCGGAUAACAACUCCCACAAGAAGAAUGUGUUUGAGAGGCCCUUCACAGCUCGUUAUGUGCGUGUCCUUCCUGUGUCCUGGCACAACCGCAUUACCCUGCGCUUGGAGCUGCUGGGCUGCUAAGUGCUCAGCCCUUCCAGCCCAAGUGACCAGAAGGGCAGGAGGCUGAGGGCCCCAGCCUGCUCCUGCGUCAGCAGGCCCUGCUGCCUUCUGUAGCUGACUGCCUCCCCAGCCCUCCCUUCUGAUUGUACUGGGGCUGGAGACAGGAGGGGGAGGGGAUGUCAGAAUUUCUCUCACCAAGCAGUUCCCUCUCCCUUCCCCCACACCACAGCCCCUAUAGGCACUCCUGCCAUCCCUUUUCUCAGGCACUGCUGGAAGUUGUGUAGGUCUGAGAUGAACAGGGGAGAAGGGUGAAGUUGGGGUAUGUGGGCUACCUGCACCAUCCCAGGUCUCCAACUCCCUGCCAGAGACUGACUCCACUAGAGGGACUUCUGGUUCCCUGCCCCUCUCUGCACACCGCACAUUCCUCUACCAAGUUCCGUUCAGGGCCUCCAGGAAGAAGAGGCCUCACACCUGCUUGCUGCCCCUCUGGGGUCACCACACUGCCCCUUAUCUCCUGUGACCCUUCUUGACCCUUGCUCCAGAGACUUGGAAGACAAGGGGACUGGCGGGUCUGUGGAGAGGCGGGUGUUCUGGCUUGGUGGCUGUGGGUCCUUUGCUGGCUUGCCAUCCAAGUAUACAGGCAGCUUCCAAAAUACAUUUGUGUUUUCCACUGGAA